Messenger RNA from Mercenaria mercenaria, 2062 nucleotides. RefSeq lists its product as uncharacterized. The transcript is spliced from 3 exons. Bases 1165 to 1731 code for a protein of 188 amino acids. The record is from RefSeq and is a predicted model, not a curated record. NCBI's taxonomy places the organism in Eukaryota, Metazoa, Mollusca, Bivalvia, Venerida, Veneridae.
AAUAAAGAAUGAAAUACUCUGGAAAAUGCUGACGGCAGUUGUAUUUACAAUUUAUAUUACUGAUGACUUUGUUCUUCUUGUAUGUGGUCAGCAUUUUCACACAUGUUAUACGAUACAUAGCGCUAGAAUCUGCUGACCAGUUAAAUAAAGAAUGAAAUACUCUGGAAAAUGCUGACGGCAGUUGUAUUUACAAUUUAUAUUACUGAUGACUUUGUUCUUCUUGUAUGUGGUCAGCAUUUUCACACAUGUAUACACGAUACUUAGCGCUAGAAUUUGCUGACCAGUUAAAUAAAGAAUGAAAUACUCUGGAAAAUGCUGACGGCAGUUGUAUUUACAAUUUAUAUUACUGACGACUUAGUUCUUCUUGUAUGUGGUCAGCAUUUUCACACAUGUUAUACGAUACAUAGCGCUAGAAUCUGCUGACCAGUUAAAUAAAGAAUGAAAUACUCUGGAAAAUGCUGACGGCAGUUGUAUUUACAAUUUAUAUUACUGACGACUUUAUUCUUCUUGUAUGUGGUCAGCAUUUUCACACAUGUAUACACGAUACUUAGCGCUAGAAUUUGCUGACCAGUUAAAUAAAGAAUGAAAUACUCUGGAAAAUGCUGACGGCGGCUGUAUGUACAAUUUAUAUUGCUGACGACUUUGUUCUUCUUGUAUGUGGUCAGCAUUUUCACACAUGUAUACACGAUACUUAGCGCUAGAUUUUGCUGACCAGUUAAAUAAAGAAUGAAAUACUCUGUAAAAUGCUGACGGCGGCUGUAUGUACAAUUUAUAUUGCUGACGACUUAGUUCUUUUUGUAUGUGGUCAGCAUUUUCACACAUGUAUACACAUACUUAGCGCUAGAAUUUGCUGACCAGUUAAAUAAAGAAUGAAAUACUCUGGAAAAUGCUGACGGCAGCUGUAUGUACAAUUUAUAUUGCUGACGACUUUGUUCUUUUUGUAUGCGGUCAGCAUUGCAUAUAUGCUGAAAGUGUUAUAAGAUAUAUAUGUUUAUAUAAUAUUUUAUUUUACAGGUCAUUGUCGUUAUAGUUGGAGCGAAUGAUAUUGGGCGCAAAUCAUCAGAGGCCAUUGUAUCCGACAUAAAGAAGUUCUGUACCGAACUCCGUUGUGAGUCUUCAAGUGCCACUGUUGUAGUAUCUGAAAUUCUUCCAAGGUGUCAGAACAUGUUUGAUGGAUGUGAGCGAUCGAAUGAUUUCCUAGACAGAUGGAACUAUGAGGCGGCCACGAUCAACCGUCAGCUUCAUGCAAUGGUCCGAGAUAUACCAUGGCUUAAUGUUAUGAUACUGUCUGACUUUCAUACAAUGUUUGGCGCAAGGAGACAGAUGUUUAGCAGAGAUGGGUUACACCUCAGUUACGAUGGUACAUCAACGUUAGCAUCGAAUAUUGUAUCUGCUGUAUUCUCGAUUUCUCCAACUUCCGAGACAACUUCUUCUGUAGGUCCGCAAGUUGAUGAAAACCCUAUCGUCAGCAACACUGAACAACGCUCCAAGGUUACACCUUCAGAUCCACCAAAAACAGUUACCAAACCUGAUGUGCCAAUGAUGUUAAGAAAUCGUCCGCAGAAGUGUAAAAUUGUGUUAAUUGAAACCGAUACAAAGUUUUAUUUAAGUACAGAUGUGUUAAGCUCUUUGGUGGUGGGAAUGACGCACCUAUGUUCACGAAAACGGACCGAAAACUUACACAUCAUGAAGCUGCUGAUAUACUCCAUCAAAAUAUUAAGGACAGUAUAACAUAUGAUCCGCCGUACAACCAGAGUCAGGUUCUGUUUUUCUUUAUGACGAUUCAGGGGAUGUCACAAACAAGAGGGCCAAGAUGGCCCUAGGUCGCUCACCUAAGAAACACUCCAUAACAGUGUAAAACAUGUUUGACCUAGUGAUUUCAUGGAAACAAAUAUUCUGACCAAUUUUCAUUAAGAUUGGACCAAAAAAUUGGUCUCUUGCGAUAAAACAAGCAUUUUCUUAGAUAUGACCUAGUUUUUGACCCUAGAUGACCCAUGUUCAAACUCGACCUAGAUUUUAUCAAGGCAAUCAUUCUGACCAAAAUUCAUGAAGAUCAACUGAA